AUGCCAAACCAAAUUCAAAAAUCUCUUCAAGAUUACAUCUCAAAGAUGAAGCAGAAACCCAAUUCACAGAAUCAAUACCCACCAACACCAAGAUCCAUUUCUUCAUCAACUAGCUGGAUUUUAAGAGGAUGCAAGCACCCCAGGACUCCAUCUUUUUCAUCAUCAUCUGAUCAAAACAAGAACAACGGAAAAGAAACCAUGCAACACAGUAACGCUACUUCUGAUCAUGAUGCAGGGGCAGCUACAUUAGCAGAUGUAGAUCGUUUUCUGUCCGAGAAUUUCAAAACCCUUUACGAAAAUCAAGAAGAAGAGGAAGUCCAAGACGUUACAGAGAUGAUGAUCAAGACCAGAAUUGAUGAUGAUCAUCAGGUGGAAAAAGAAGAAAGCCUCAUUGAAAUCAUUCCCAUUUCAGGGAGGAUGCCUGCUCGGAGAAUCAAUCCUCGUCCUCGCCGGUCGUCUGACCGUGUUUAUACACCCCCGUCAGCGGCUGCUUCCGCUGGUUCGAUCACUUCCGAUGACGUCAGCUCCACCUCUACUACCACCGCCGGCGGGGGCGGGGAGGCGGAAACAGAGCAGUUGAGCCCUGAUGAUUUCAUCACGGUGUUGACGUAUUCUCGCAACCCAUAUGACGAUUUUAAGAACUCCAUGCAGGAAAUGAUCGAUGCAAGGUUACAGCAUAAUGGGAAAAUUAACUGGGUAUUCAUGGAGGAGCUCUUGUUUUGCUACUUGAAUCUGAAUGAUAAGAAAUCACACCGGUUUAUUCUCCGAGCUUUUGUUGAUCUGGUAGUAACUUUACGUGAAAAUCCAGGCUGCGUUGUCCCGGCACCCGCAAAGCAGCCGCAGAAUUUUCCGUCCAAAGCCAGCAGAAGGUCGAUGAGGAAUAUUAGUUAA
This is a messenger RNA of Oldenlandia corymbosa var. corymbosa, 891 nucleotides long. NCBI's taxonomy places the organism in Eukaryota, Viridiplantae, Streptophyta, Magnoliopsida, Gentianales, Rubiaceae. The record is from the annotation of a GenBank genome assembly.